UCUCAUCAAUGACUACCCUACCCUAAUUUGUAUUUAAGAUAUAUUGGAACAUUGUUGCCUAAAUCAAACAUCUGUUGCAAAGAAUGAUAGUUCACAUAAUUUAGUAUGCAUUAAAUUUCAUCGGUAAAUAUUAUAAGUAAAACGAUGGCAAGCAAAUGAUAUAACUUGCGAAUACUGCCAGCAAACAUGACCAUUUCCAAUCCAACAGCCCAGCACCAUGGAGUUCGUCAAAAAGUUAAGCAGGAAGCAACUGUUCCAGCACUCUUACAAGGAUCCUUCAGAGUACUUUGCGAGUUUGCUCGUGCUACCAAACAAAAUCGCUGGCGUCGCCGGGCUGGACGUGCUGAGUCCGGAUUUCAAACGCUUUACUCCCAACUUGAUCGGUUUGGUGCUGACUUAUGUGAUGUUUGCCGGUGUGUCCUUCAGCACGAUCGUUGAGGUACGUGACGACGUCGAUGAUUUGAUCUACUGCCUGGUGACGCUCGGAAUGGGAAUGCAAGGGCUGAUGAAGAUUUUCACCUUUUUGCUGGCCCGCGAUGAGCUAGUUUGGAUUCAAGAGUACUCGAAGAGGCUGUUCCGUGAGGAAGGAAUUGCGCACAAGUGCUUGAUUAUGAACAACAUUUUGCUGAUGAACGUGGUGACGAAACUGAUUCUGGUGUUUUAUGCAUUCACGACCGUUUUCAUGCUAGUUGCUCCAAUGUUUAUCACACUGACUACAGAUCAUAAGCUUCUCACGUUCGGUUUUUGGCUUCCGUUCGUCGAUCGUUUUUCGUGGCUUGGCUAUGGGUGUAAUCUGGUGAUGCAUGUGAUCAUGUCCAUUUUCAUCAGUGCCGAAAAUAUGGGUCCGGACACAAUUUACUUCAUGACCUUGAUAAAUUCGUACACACAAAUUGAUUUGAUGCUGGCCAAGAUUCGAGAAGUAAACAAUAAAAUUGCGAAUAAUAAUGCAAGUUAUAAAGAAAAGUUGAAUGAUGUAUUCAAACGCCAUCAAGAGCAUUUGGAAUACAUUGGUGUCGUUGAAGAUGUUUACAGAGGUUAUUUUUUCGUACUUUUUUCGAGUCUGGGUGCGUCACUCGUGUUGGUACUGUAUGCGGUUGUAACGCGUUCGUGGCUGGCUGGCUACAAUUCCUGUGUCUUUAUUAUAAAUGAGCUGUUCAUAUUUUGUUUUUUGCCUACACUCUUGGAACGAAAGCUUUCCUGGUACCAAGGCUAUGUUUUCAUCGCGUUCCUCAGCUACCAGCUGUUCUUUGGUUGUUUUCUGGGCACAUUGCUAGCAAUUAAGAAUGAACAACUGCAGCAGGCAAUUUACAAGGUCACCUGGUACAAGUUGUCCAUUCCGAACCAGAAGAUGCUUCAGUUUGUACUGAAAUCAUCGCAGGAAUCCGUUUGCAUGUCGCUGAUUUUCGCCCCCCUCGAUAUGAGCACAUAUCUGCAGGUCUACAAGUCGAUCUACAGCUUGUUCACCAUGCUGCUGACCGUUGAGGAUGAAUGAUAAUAAAACAGAAUAAACGCAAAAAAAAUAAAACAUUGCUGAAUGUUAUCGAAUAGUUUAUGCGCAGUUUCUCAAACUUUUCCGCGAAUUUGCUACACUUCAAGUUGCAAGUCAUUUUUAACUGGAAGAGUACCAUGCAGCCACUGUGUAAAACUACUAUUAAAUUCUAGAAUGUUCUCUUCAACGUAUAAUCAAACAAGUUCGACGAAUAAAAGCCUUUUCUCGCCA
Molecule: messenger RNA, 1720 nt
Organism: Culex quinquefasciatus (southern house mosquito)
Lineage: Eukaryota; Metazoa; Arthropoda; Insecta; Diptera; Culicidae
Product: putative odorant receptor 83c
Exons: 5
Coding region: 218-1492 (424 amino acids)
Biological process (GO): detection of chemical stimulus involved in sensory perception of smell; sensory perception of smell
Cellular component (GO): plasma membrane
Molecular function (GO): odorant binding; olfactory receptor activity
Source: RefSeq, a predicted model, not a curated record